AUGCCCACCCCAGGGUAUGUCUUCCGCGAUGGCGGCGACACGCCAGCGGAGGAGAAGCCUGAUCCAGAGUUUCGCCAGCCGAACACCCAAGCACCAAAACCUCCCGCAGUGACCGCCAACGCUCCCCUGGCCCAGAACACCACCACAAGUCACCAAUUGGCGACGGGAGCGACGGGAGACCAUGAGGUCCAGGGCGCAGUUCAGAGGGCCGGAUGGCAAGCCAACGCUGUGGGUGUAGAUAACUUGGUCGGAGGCCUUCCCAACGACGAGCUGUGGACGCUCAUACGCAGAUUCAAUAAGGCAAGUAUUCUAGGCUGCGAAUGCUUCGAAUCUUCCCCAGUUGAGACGAACACUUACUGA
Molecule: messenger RNA, 360 nt
Organism: Fonsecaea pedrosoi CBS 271.37
Lineage: Eukaryota; Fungi; Ascomycota; Eurotiomycetes; Chaetothyriales; Herpotrichiellaceae
Exons: 2
Coding region: 1-360 (119 amino acids)
Source: RefSeq, a predicted model, not a curated record